Molecule: messenger RNA, 1184 nt
Organism: Suillus fuscotomentosus
Lineage: Eukaryota; Fungi; Basidiomycota; Agaricomycetes; Boletales; Suillaceae
Product: TFIIH subunit Tfb4/p34
Exons: 8
Coding region: 51-962 (303 amino acids)
Biological process (GO): nucleotide-excision repair; regulation of DNA-templated transcription
Cellular component (GO): transcription factor TFIIH core complex; transcription factor TFIIH holo complex
Source: RefSeq, a predicted model, not a curated record
CCAGCCAUGCACUAAACUCGACAAAAUACUUGACAUGCAUCAUUUCAGCCAUGGAGAAAGCAUCGCACUUAUCCGUCAUAGUAGACCUAUCUCCAACGCAAUGGCACCUCUCUGCGCAAACUUCAAACCAGUAUCCACUCUCCAUCGAGACGUUUCUCUCGCAGCUUCUCGCAUUUCUGAAUGCGCAUAUCGCGUCCAAGCAUGAGAAUUCACUUGUAGUCUUUGGCGCGCUUCCUGGGAAGAGUGUGUUGCUCUAUUCAUCCACGGAGUUGCUCUCGGAUGACGUGCCCUCAUUGGAUGCUAACUCGUAUCUGCCUUUCAAGCUUGUGGACUCGACAGUUGUACAGAGGAUCAUGAAUGAGUUUGAUGCUAUCGGAGAGCUCGAGGAAGAACCUUCAUGUGCAUUGGUAGGCGCUGUGACGAAGGCACUGUGUUACAUCAACCGCAUCACCCAUCCCUCAUCAACGACGGCCGGUGUCGCAGAGGACCCGUCGAUCGUCCACGACCCUCGCAUCUUAAUCCUUUCAGUCUCACCUGACUUGUCUUCUUCGUAUAUCCCAAUCAUGAACGCUAUCUUCUCCGCACAAAAACUGAAAGUGACAAUUGACGUGUGCAAAGUCUAUGGACCCGAUACCGUAUUUUUGCAGCAAGCAGCUCACCUAACGAACGGGUCCUACAUCUACCUCGAACGCCGAGAUGCACUCCUGCAAUAUUUGAUCAUGUCUUUCCUGUCACCAACAUCCAUCCGCAAGAUUCUAGCUGUACCAAAGCAAGACAAGAUUGAUUUCCGCGCUGCGUGCUUCUGCCACAAGAACAUUGUAGACAUCGGUUUUGUCUGCUCCGUCUGUUUAUCUAUUUUUUGUCAACCACUCCCGGUUUGUUCCACAUGCAGUUUCCUAUCAAUACACUCAAACGACUCAAUGCUGCUCGCCCCAUUCUCACUCCUGCAAACUCACGCAUAGGACUUCCGCUGGCCAACUUGAACAACGCAGCAUCGCCUCGUCCAACUUCCACUCCACCGAAUGGGAUGUCCAGUCUCCGAUGACAGUGGGCAGAUAACAGCGCAUCACGUGAAUUAUGUACUGAGAUUAUAUAUUGCAUUCGUUGACACAAUAUUACCCUCCGUAUGCAGACUGGACGAUGCUACCGGUGAAUAGGCAGUGCAGUUAUGAACACUGACGACU